Rhinopithecus roxellana (golden snub-nosed monkey) is the source of this 2709-nucleotide messenger RNA. RefSeq names its product chromosome 5 C15orf41 homolog (gene CDIN1). Gene Ontology annotation, cellular component: cytoplasm; nucleus. The transcript has 11 exons. Lineage: Eukaryota; Metazoa; Chordata; Mammalia; Primates; Cercopithecidae. Bases 285 to 1043 code for a protein of 252 amino acids. Gene Ontology annotation, biological process: erythrocyte differentiation. The record is from RefSeq and is a predicted model, not a curated record.
CUUCGGCCGCACCCACUGCGGCUGCUCAGUAAGCCAAGCACGGGCCCUCCGGUGCACAGCCCGCCCCCGCCGCGGAGGUGCCGGUGGAGCUAGAUAUCGGGCGAGUCUCCGCCCCGCUUUUGCAGCUAGGGGUGUGUUUCAGGGGGGAUUGGGGGCAAACCAAGCAGGCGAGGACCCGGGCCUGUGCCGCUGUUUGCCUAUCCCUCAUCCCUCGGCACCAAGGCUACUCGAGCCCCAGGGUGUUUUUUGCCUUGUUCCCGCCACCUCCUAGUCCCUGGCCCAACAUGAUACUGACCAAAGCUCAGUACGAGGAGAUAGCCCAGUGCCUAGUGUCUGUGCCGCCCACCAGGCAGAGCCUGAGGAAGCUGAAGCAGAGGUUUCCCAGUCAAUCGCAGGCCACUCUGCUGAGCAUCUUCUCCCAGGAGUACCAGAAACACAUUAAAAGAACACAUGCCAAACAUCAUACUUCGGAAGCAAUUGAAAGUUAUUACCAGAGGUACCUGAAUGGAGUGGUGAAAAAUGGAGCUGCCCCAGUGCUCCUGGACCUGGCCAAUGAGGUGGACUAUGCACCCUCAUUAAUGGCUCGGCUUAUACUGGAGAGGUUUCUACAGGAACAUGAGGAAACUGCACCCUCCAAGUCUGUUAUAAAUAGUAUGCUACGGGACCCUUCUCAGAUUCCAGAUGGAGUUCUAGCAAAUCAGGUCUAUCAGUGCAUUGUGAACGACUGCUGUUAUGGACCACUGGUGGACUGCAUCAAGCAUGCCAUUGGUCAUGAGCAUGAAGUCCUGCUGAGAGACUUACUUCUAGAGAAAAACCUGUCCUUCCUUGAUGAAGAUCAGCUCCGUGCAAAGGGUUAUGACAAAACACCAGACUUUAUUUUACAAGUACCAGUUGCUGUAGAAGGGCACAUAAUUCACUGGAUUGAAAGCAAAGCCUCAUUUGGUGAUGAAUGUAGCCACCACGCCUACCUGCAUGACCAGUUCUGGAGCUACUGGAAUAGGCCACUGAGUGAAGGGAGGACACAGGUUAUGACGGAGCAGUGAGUCUGAGAAGUAAAAGGCAUUGGUGCUGGAGAUGGAGGACAGGGGCACCGAUUAGGUCCUCCUGACCUCUUGGCCACCUCGGCAGAAUCCUGCCUUUUAGCAGAGCCAGGAUACCUUCUGCAAAUGCAUUGUGUUGCCAUAAUGAAAAUGCUUCUGUAUGAAACUCCAGACCCAGUCACCUGAGCACUUCACUUCUUUCUGAGGAGGAUCCAGAGCCUAGAAAAGAUUUGUGUGUUGGUUUGUGAUGGUGGUGUGGUGGGGGCACAGGAGACGGGAAGAAGAAACAAACCCAAACCAAAAAACCUAUGUGGCUAUGACUGUCAUCUUAGAAUUCUUAGGGAACUACAUUUUUAUAUGUUCCUUAUGGCAAAAAACGGUUGAGACCAUUAGGAACCUCCUUCAUUCGUCCCAUGAAACAGUGCGAUUUUAUUCUAUAAAUCCAAAUGCUAAUUAUUAACAACAGCUGUAGUAAUCCAUUGCAUUUAUACAGCACCUCCACAUUCAUUAUUUUGUUUGAGCCUAACCACUCCUCUAGGAAACUGAAAGCAUUUUAAUGGAUAGGAAAGCAAAGGCUCAGAAAGAUAAAGUGACUUGUCCAAUAUUAAUCCAUUAGUGUCAGAGCCAGGAUUGCAGCAUUUACUGUGUACCAGGCAUCCGAGGAUGGGUUUGAUUCCUUCCCUCAAGGUGCUUACAGUCUGUGACGUGUGGGGUGGAGGGUGAUGUUCCUGAUAGCUCAAUGCUUAACGUACAACAGGAGGGAGCACUGAGGCAGUGGCCUGAGCUCAGUCUGUGGGAGGAGACCUGUUUUGAUCCAGCUGCCCUCAUUCCAAGUAAGGGCAGUUUUAAGAAUUAGCUGUUUGGCCAAUUGAAAAAUAUCUUCCGAUUUUAACUCACUGAAUUGCCAGUUCUAAAACUUUUUAAGACAUAGUUAUACUAUAAUUAUAAAAGAGGCCAACCUUAUAACUCAACUGCUGAAAAGGGAGACAAAGACCUACAAAACGUAUUAGGAAAAGCCAUGGGGAUCAGCAGGUGGAGGUGUGGGGCGAGCUAGGUGAACAACUCAAACAUAAAAAAGCAAACAGAAUUACAGGUAGGACAAGAAAAAGCAUCUUUUUUUUUUUUUUGCUAAUAUGAAAUGCCAAAACCUCCCCUUUUAUUUUUUAUAUUUUUGUCUUGAAACAUUAAAAUAAGUGAACAACCCAACAUUUAGAUGGUACUGGGUAAGGGAAACCCAGUCUGAUUGAUUUAGGUAUUUUAAAUUUUAGAUCAAUAUCCACAACAUGAAUAUUUUUACUACUUGACUAAGUGUUCUUUAUGUUUGCUUUUACCAAGAACUUCAUUCCUUCUAUUUUUAUUGAUAAAGGCAUGUAUAUGUGCUUUUACUAUAUAUAUAUACACACACACAUAUAUAUAUGGCACUAAUAGAGUUAAAAUAGGCAUACAUGUGGUUGAGAAGAGAUUUAAUUCAUCUCUUAAUGCCAUGGAAAUUCCUGGGUAUUCCUGAAAACAAUGUUCUAAAAGCACCUAGUGUUGCCUAGGUGGAAGGUUCUAAAGUUAAUUUGAGAGCCAGGCACAGCAGCUCACACGUAUAAUCCCAGCACUUUAGGAGGCCAAGGUGUGUGGAUUGCUUGAGGCCAGGAACUUGAGACCAGCCUGGGCAACAUGG